AUGCCUCUCAAAGAUCUUAAAGUUUCUCGUGAUGAGCUCUUGAAGAGGAAAGCCAGGGAGGAGAUAAUGGAUGAUUAUCGGGAGAAAAGGCGUAGAAUUCAGCGAAAAAUACUAGAAGCUGGGGAGAAACUCCGAUCUCGUCCUGAUGGUGCUGAUCUCCAAGCUGAACGUGAUGAAGAAGACUACUGGGAUGCAAUAUAUGGCGACCUCGAGGAGGAAGAAUUCCCUAGUUCAGACAGUGAUUCCGAGAAAGAGUCUGAAGAGGAUUCCAUGAACGAUGAUGAUGAAGAUGAAUCCGACGAUUCUGACGAUUAG
This is a messenger RNA of Papaver somniferum (opium poppy), 315 nucleotides long. RefSeq names its product nucleolar transcription factor 1-like. The record is from RefSeq and is a predicted model, not a curated record. Bases 1 to 315 code for a protein of 104 amino acids. The transcript is spliced from 2 exons. NCBI's taxonomy places the organism in Eukaryota, Viridiplantae, Streptophyta, Magnoliopsida, Ranunculales, Papaveraceae.